Molecule: messenger RNA, 2588 nt
Organism: Ictalurus furcatus (blue catfish)
Lineage: Eukaryota; Metazoa; Chordata; Actinopteri; Siluriformes; Ictaluridae
Exons: 5
Coding region: 1040-1549 (169 amino acids)
Source: RefSeq, a predicted model, not a curated record
GUAAUCCUGAUUUAUUUAUUUCAUUUAUUAUACCUUAAAUGUUAAUGAUUUGUAUUAUUAUAUCUGAUUUGCUCAUCAUAAUAAGCGGUAUGAUAGAAUAUUAGAGCAGAAUUUAAUCAUUAUUUAAUAUCCAUUAAUAAAGUGCAUUGGUUUAUUUGUGUUUAAUGUUUAAUGACGUGGUGACGUGACAUGAAAAUAAAGGAAUCAUUAAAAAUGAACAGAAAAUAAAACAAAACCAAUUGUUAAAAUGACGUCAAAAUGUGUCAUGAAAAUGAAAAUGUAUUGUGAAAAUAAAGGAACCGUGUAAAAGAAAAGAGUUGUGAAAAAAUGGACGUAAAAAAUAACUGGAUCAUGUGAAAAAUUAAUGUGAAAAUAAAUACACUGAGAAAUGAACAUGAAAAUGCAGAAAUCAUGAGAAAUUAAAGUAAUUAUAAAGUUAAAAAAAAGUAGAUUAUUCAUGUGAAAAAUGAAAGUGAAUAAAAAUUAAUAUGAAAAUGAAUGUGUGAAAAUGAAUGCGGGAAAAAAUUAUUAAUGCAGUAUAUAUACUUCUGUGUGAGGAUUGUGAGUUUGCAUGCCGAGCCUCUAUAAUGGACCUCUGGUGAUGUGUGUGUGUGUGUGUGUGUGUGUGUGUGUGUGUGUGUGUUAGUUAUAUAAGUAGGUAAAAUUUCGCUUUGACUCAUGAGGGACAAUGAUUCAGUCUUUCUAGAUUGAGAACAGGCUGUGUCUGGGCAUGUAGCCAAACUCUCACUCAGAAAGCACCAGAGCGCCUUUCUGCCUGCUGGAUUGUUUUCUUUUGUUGUUUUUUAUGUAAGUUUCACUGCUUCUUUUUUGCAGAAUGUCGUCUUUCACAGUGAGUGAAUCAGACCGAGAGAGGGAAAAAAACAGGAACAGGAGUUCUUAGAGCCACACGGGGAGGAGGCACGGCCAAAACGUUAAUCACUGACUAGGACUUGUCGACGGGACGUGUCGAGUUUCUGGUGCCCCAUUACAGAGUUAACACCGAGGAUCUACAGUGCCUAGAGAUUAGAAACGUGGCACCAUGCAAUCUGUUACGUUUCUCACCGUGACCAUUCUGCUCACGGUCAAUGCAGGUGCAGAUCAGAUGACACUGAGCACUCUACAGUCGAUGAAUGCAGUGUGUGGUGAGACCGUCAGACUGCCAUGCAGUAUCGACAAGAACGUCACAGUGAUGGGCUACUAUUGGACAGAUGGAAACAAAACGAUCUGUGAUUAUAAGGCCACUGUGAAGGGAGAGUCUCAACAUAUCUCCUGCGAAUACACAGAUAAUCAAAGUUUAGUGCUGACCAUUGAAUAUGUACUACCAAGCAAUAGUGGCCACUACCACUGUUUCCUUUUGGCCAAGUCAGGCCACACAUCGAACACAACCACCCUACAAGUCUCAGACUGCAGUGAGCAAGUGAUUGCUGAGCAGAGGAACCAGAACUGGAAACAACCUCUAAACCAUGCCUGUGCUUCAGAAAACAAAUGGAUAAACCUGCUGGUUUCAUUAACAGCGCUUGUGUCACUCAUUUUGGAUUUGGGUAUUUAAAAGAAAGUUGCAACGAAACUCAAAGAAACAUUCAGAAAAAUCAGGAGGUCCGCUGAUUGAUUGGAAAGUGUAGAUUAGAAAGCGUAUGGAAACAUUAUGUGAGCGAUUUCUGUGGCUUUUAAAUCUCAGGAACUGUUUAACUCUCAGAAAUGAGAAAGAUCGUUGGACUGAGAAGGAUUUCAAAUGGCCGAAGACAAUGAUGAUGAUGAUGGUGAUGAUGAUGAUGAUGAUGAUGGAUGUUUUAUACAGAGACAGGUGAUCAAACUUUCAGCGCUGACCUCCGAAUGCAUGGAACGCAUCUGCAUAAAGCUCGCUCGCAAUGUUUUCGCCUUUAAAGACUUCAGAGGACAAAAUAUCAGCUGUGAAUGAUCUUGUGAAAAGCCUCGACAUUUGGGACCUGCACAAAACACUGAUGUUCUGGAGAAACAAACAAAUAAAUAAAUAAAUACAAUUUGUUAAAUUCAACAAUUAGUUCAGUGUAUAGAAGAGGUACAAUAUGCUGUUAGAUGCUUAAGUUACAACUGACAUGUCAUUAAAGGACAGCUAUUUAAUGGUAUGCUCUUAGAGAAUGUCAAGCUGUACACAGAUAAUGUGACGUAUGAACAAAAUCCUGUGAUGAAGAAAAAAUGUGAUGAAAAGUGAAGAAUGAUUGAGGCAUUCCUUUUUUAAUUUUUUAUUUGAUUUUGAUGUGUUUGUACUUUGGAGCAUUACAUAAAUACUUCUAACUUUUACUUCCCCCCCACCCUCUCUCUCUCUCUCUCUCUCUCUCUCUCUCGCUCUCUCUCUUUCUCUCUCUCUUUAUGCAUAACAUACAGGAAAAUAAGGGACUCUCUUAAUGAGUAACUUUGAGUAUCGAUCACAGUUCUGUUUAAUGGUGUAGCCUUUAUGGCUCUGUAUUUUAUCAGAUAAAUCUAACUGCAUGCAUCACACACACACACACACACACACACACACACACACACACACACACACACACACAUACACACACUUUUUGUUUGUUUAUUUUUUAUUUCAUUUGAAGACCAUUACUAUUCUUCAG